This is a messenger RNA of Jaculus jaculus (lesser Egyptian jerboa), 4376 nucleotides long. RefSeq names its product endothelin converting enzyme 1 (gene Ece1). The record is from RefSeq and is a predicted model, not a curated record. The coding region runs from base 116 to 2392 and encodes 758 amino acids. Gene Ontology annotation, biological process: peptide hormone processing. Gene Ontology annotation, cellular component: plasma membrane. Gene Ontology annotation, molecular function: metalloendopeptidase activity. The transcript has 17 exons. Lineage: Eukaryota; Metazoa; Chordata; Mammalia; Rodentia; Dipodidae.
AACGCUCAGAUGUUUUGGAGCAGAUCUGAACUACUGGCCAGGGUGGUGGUUCCUUUCCUGGAUUAGGGCUGAUUCUGUGGGAACUAGACCACCCCUGAGACGGGAGGGCAGCCUGAUGCCUCCCCAGGGCCUGGGCCCUCAGUGGAGCCCCUUCCUCCUAGGGAGGGAGCGCCCUGGCCUCACAUUCUCCCCUCCCCUCCUGCCUCCUUCCCUGCAGGUGAACUUCCGCAGCCACCGGAGCAGCCAGAGGUGCUGGGCAGAGCGGACCCUGGUGGAGAAGCGGCUGGUGGUUUUGGUGGCAAUUCUGGCAGCAGGACUGGUGGCUUGCCUGGCAGCCCUAGGAAUCCAGUACCGGACAAGAGGGCCUUCAGUGUGCCUGAGUGAGGCCUGUGUCUCAGUGACCAGCUCUAUCCUGAGCUCCAUGGACCCGACAGUAGACCCCUGCCAAGAUUUCUUCAGCUACGCCUGUGGGGGAUGGAUCAAAGCCAACCCCGUGCCCGACGGCCACUCUCGAUGGGGCACCUUCAGCAACCUCUGGGAACACAACCAAGCCAUCAUCAAGCACCUGCUUGAAAAUUCCACAGCCAGUGUCAGCGAGGCAGAAAGGAAGGCCCAAGUAUACUACCGUGCAUGUAUGAACGAGACCAGGAUAGAAGAGCUCCGGGCCAAGCCAUUGAUGGAGCUGAUUGAGAAGCUUGGUGGCUGGAACAUCACAGGACCCUGGGCCAAGGACAACUUCCAGGACACGCUGCAGGUAGUCACGGCCCACUUCCGCACCUCGCCCUUCUUCUCCGUCUAUGUCAGUGCCGACUCUAAGAACUCCAACAGCAACGUGAUCCAGGUGGACCAGUCUGGCCUGGGCUUACCCUCCAGAGACUAUUACCUGAACAAGACAGAAAACGAGAAGGUCCUGACUGGAUACCUGAACUACAUGGUCCAGCUGGGGAAGCUGCUAGGCGGGGGCGACGAGGACUCCAUCCGACCCCAGAUGCAGCAGAUCCUGGACUUCGAGACGGCACUGGCCAACAUCACCAUUCCCCAGGAGAAGCGCAGGGAUGAGGAGCUCAUCUACCACAAAGUCACGGCCGCUGAGCUGCAGACCUUGGCACCAGCCAUCAACUGGUUACCCUUUCUCAACACCAUCUUCCACCCUGUGGAGAUCAACGAAACUGAGCCUAUUGUGGUCUACGACAAGGAGUACCUGGAGCAGGUCUCCACCCUCAUCAACAGCACGGACAAAUGCCUCCUGAACAACUACAUGAUCUGGAACCUGGUGCGGAAGACGAGUUCCUUCCUGGAUCAGCGCUUCCAGGAUGCUGAUGAGAAGUUCAUGGAAGUGAUGUACGGGACCAAGAAGACCUGCCUCCCUCGCUGGAAGUUCUGCGUGAGUGACACAGAGAACAACCUGGGCUUUGCCCUGGGGCCCAUGUUUGUCAAAGCCACCUUUGCCGAGGACAGCAAGAACAUUGCCAGCGAGAUAAUCCUGGAGAUCAAGAAGGCAUUUGAGGAGAGCCUGAGCACCCUGAAGUGGAUGGACGAAGAGACCCGGAAGUCAGCCAAGGAGAAGGCGGAUGCCAUCUACAACAUGAUAGGCUACCCCAACUUCAUCAUGGACCCCAAGGAGCUGGACAAGGUGUUCAAUGAUUACACCGCAGUUCCAGACCUCUACUUCGAGAACGCCAUGCGCUUUUUCAACUUCUCUUGGAGGGUCACUGCCGACCAGCUCAGGAAAGCCCCCAACAGAGAUCAGUGGAGCAUGACCCCGCCCAUGGUGAACGCUUACUAUUCGCCCACCAAGAAUGAGAUUGUGUUUCCGGCUGGGAUCCUGCAGGCGCCAUUCUAUACCCGCUCAUCACCCAAUGCCUUAAACUUUGGUGGUAUUGGUGUCGUCGUGGGCCACGAGCUGACUCAUGCUUUUGAUGAUCAAGGACGAGAGUAUGACAAGGACGGCAACCUCCGGCCCUGGUGGAAGAACUCGUCCGUGGAGGCCUUCAAGCAGCAGACGGAAUGUAUGGUGCAGCAGUAUGGCAACUACAGCGUCAACGGGGAGCCAGUGAAUGGCCGCCACACCCUUGGGGAGAAUAUUGCUGACAACGGAGGCCUCAAGGCAGCCUACCGGGCUUACCAGAACUGGGUGAAGAAGAAUGGGGCUGAGCAGACGUUGCCCACGCUGGGCCUCACUAACGACCAGCUCUUCUUCCUGGGAUUUGCACAGGUCUGGUGCUCAGUCCGCACACCUGAGAGCUCCCACGAAGGUCUCAUCACGGACCCCCACAGCCCUUCCCGCUUCCGGGUCAUCGGCUCUCUCUCCAACUCCAAAGAGUUCUCAGAACACUUUCACUGUCCGCCUGGCUCCCCCAUGAACCCUCAUCACAAAUGUGAGGUUUGGUAAGGAGCGAAGCACACAGCCGAUACGGAGUUGGGGAAGAAGCUGAGAACCAGUCCCCACGGGGCUGUGGAGUCGCCCCUCCUUACAGGGUACUGCCCAAGCCCCUUGGCCACCCAUGGCCUCUUCCCCACACUGGAGGAUUUACAGCCAGCUGGCCCCAACCCUGGGCCACAAUUUGAUACCCUGUGAAGCCCUGGCAUUCCAGAUACCCCUCUAUCCAUGCUAGUGGGUGUCAGGCUGGUGGCUUACCAGGCCUGGGCCUCACACUGACAAGGGCAGUGGGAUGCAGCCCUUCGCCCACAUCCAAUGCCAGAUACACCACAAUACCACUGUGUCAAAUGUUUUAAAGAUAUAUUUUUGGGGAAACUCUUUUUUAAACAUUGUGGAAACACUGGAAAUCUUCAGGGAAAAAAUGCAUUUAAAACACUUCUUUUUAAAGGAAAGAUUGGUAUAUUUAUUAUGUUCUGUUUUUCUAAAUAACCUGUGGACAAAGGAAACCCCAUUGAUUUACCAAGGGGACCCUAGACCAUUAAGCAAGUCCCCUAAAUUGAGUCUCAAUUUGCCUCAGUCCUUAGGAUGUGCAAUUGUUUGUGUAGACAGGGCACGUGGGGGCUGAGCAGAGGGAGGAUACAGCUUAGGGGUCCAGCUCGCGGGCAACGGCCCCUGUCAGCUUGUCUGUCCCAUCUCUGGACCAUCCAUGGGAACCCCAACAAGGAAGGGCUUAUCCCUGAAGUUGUCUCGGGGGACUCGAUGAUUGUGGCAGCAUGAGGCUGCACAGUCUGGGGCACCCAAGGACCCUAGACUAAACUACAGGGACCCUGUGAGGCUGAGACAACCCUCUCUCCCUGCCCCCCAUCAGAUACGCAUUGCAGUCCAAAGAUGUCCUCUUUCAAUCCCUCCUCCUCUGGCCACUCCAUGUCUGUUGUAGGGACCUGUUUCCUGUCUGUAGCAAUUGCCCCAUCCAGGGUGGCUUGCUUCACUGAUCCUGUUCACCAAGGGAAAGACAGAAAAGAAAGAACAGCCCAAAUCCUCCCUCUGAGCCUUGUAGCUGCUGCUGGCCUGGCCUGGCUCCCAGGAUCAGUUCUCUAGUGCCUUACCUGAGGCUGCAGCCCAGAGCUCCACUGCGGAGCAGCCCCUGCCCAAGGGCCUUGGCCUCCUCAGCAGAACCCUCAAGCAUCUUUGACUAGAAGCCAAGGCCAUAGCCCUACUGCCAGGGCCCCCAGGUCUACCCUUCCCAGACCCCAGCAGCUCUGGCCUACAGGGCAGCUGCUCCUGAUGAUGUCACUUGAUUUGAAUCAAGCCAGUACUUACGGCUGUACAAACUCCUCCCCCAAGGUGGCUGAGAGCAAAAGGUUCCCCAUCCAGGUCUGGGCCUCGGGAAUUCCAUCCCUUUCCUGAGGGCACAGCAUCGUCCAACAGCAGAUGGAUACAUGGGCCCCCCCAGGUAGAGAUCACCGUGGUCCCUGCGGGGAGGCAAGCCCUUGUGACAAGACUGGACAGCCCAGCAAUACUUUGGAAGAGGUCCCUGGUCCCUUCAAGCAAGUUGAAGACCUGGUAGCUCUUCAAGAGAAAGUUAAGACAGGAGAUAGGAAAAUUUCUGGGGCUGGGCCCUGUCACACACGGAGAUGGGCCUUUCCUGUCCUGGUCAUCUUUGCCCCCUUUCCCCUACCGUCUUGCCUCCCCAUGGAGGGGCAGUCCUGCAAAGGGUCAGUACCACCAGCCAGAUGCAGAGGUCCUAGGCCAUGAUCCGGCCUGAGGAAGCUAGACUGCACUCAGUGCUCAGGGUGUGGGGGUGGACAGGGGCAUGGGGAGAAGAGGGCCCAGGCCUGGCAUGGGUACAAAGACAGCCCCCCACCCCACAAGCCUGGGAGCUUCCCUGUGGGUACAAGGACAUGAGGUUUGGAGCUGGGAAUCUAUUUUUUGUAUUAUGUUUUGUGCUACUGUAGUUUUGGCGUGGCACUAUUGUAAUUAAAGAACUUGUACCAAG